Pocillopora meandrina is the source of this 4885-nucleotide messenger RNA. Lineage: Eukaryota; Metazoa; Cnidaria; Anthozoa; Scleractinia; Pocilloporidae. The record is from the annotation of a GenBank genome assembly.
AAGUAUUCCCUUGUAUCACCGGCAGCAGGCGAAACCUUAUCGAAUAUAGUAAAAGAAUGGCAACAAGAACUUCUAAAUCACCUCAGACCUGUGUCACCCGCGCCAAAAGUGAGCAAAUCUAGCCUUCGUGAUGCUAGAAAGCUUUUUGGGGACAACUUCAAAACAAAAGUGACGCUGCGGAAGUCUGACGAUCUCGAGGCUUGCGAAGAAAUAUCUCUCCUUCAGUUCGAUCCGAACUUUACUUCUUCUGAGGUUAUCUGCCGUCAUCCGUCUUGCUCGACCAAGAAUUCAGAGGCAGCAAAAAGUGGCACCAAAAGGGAUCUUUUCCUCUGUCCCAUUCAUCAGCAAGUUCUGAGGGACAGCAUUUCUGACGUCUUAGCAAAGGAGGAAAUUAAACUGUCCACCAGUACCGAAAAACCCAAACACGGUCACUUUUCCGGAUACACGUCACUUAUCAGUCUGCUGGAGGGUGUCUAUCAUGAUGCCAAGAAAUUUCAGACGCUUAAGUGUCAUUGUCUGAGAAAGUGUUCCAGGGGCCAAAACUUGUGGUCAACCGAUUUGGCUGAAACUUGGCACAGAAGUUGGUUGCCAUGAGAUAUUUCAAAAGCCAAUCUGGCUCACUUCUCUGACUUUAAGUUCUAGAGUUUCAGGGGGGGUCUCAUUUUUUGCCCCUUGAGUACAAAAAAUCCAGCCUUUCAGGGGUCAUUUUGAAAGUGCCAUAAAACCCAACUGGUAAAUUGUGCUGCCAAAUGAAUUUGACUAUGAACAUUAAUAUAAUAGAGCUUUCAUUUCAUGCAUGUAACUUUGCCCUCAAGGUAUUGGACAGAGAGGAGCCUGGGGCUAGAGUUUGGCCAAAAUUAAUGUCAAAAUUACAACCCAAAAUUGCCAUUUUUCAAAAAAUCAGUGUAUCUACCUGCCUUCUUGCAUAACAUCCGUACCUAUAACAUUAUUUACUUUAUUGACCCAAUUAUCAAAAUCACUUGAGAAAAAUUUGGCUUAUCACGGUUUGUUGAAUUUUUGUCACAAACACUCCAUGCCUCUAUAAGGUCAUGCAAAAUGGAACUUUGAGCAUAAUUCAUGCCAUAAACAAACCAAAUUGUUGACAUGAAGCCCUGAUUCUGUAUUUGGUCAGUGAAAAUGAAUUGUUAAAGCCAAAUCAGUUUAAUUGUUUAGAAAUACUCCGAUUCUUACCUUACAAUUGCUCUUAAAGGCCUUUGAUUAGCACAAAAAAUACCCUGAUUUAGCAAAACAAGAGUUAAUUUGUACUUUGAAAACCUAGUACCCAUUAAAUACCACAAAUGAUGAAGGCCUUACCUCGAUAUAACGACCUUUCUAAACGAUGCUUGAAUUUUUCAUUGAUUAAUAUUCAGUUUCAAGUCAUAAUUCUUCUCCGUUGCUCCAAGUAUGGAAAGUCUCUAUAUUUUGUCAGGCCUGAUUUUUAUUAUGAUUACAAGAUAAAGUUAGCUUAACGAAAGCAUUCGUUAGCAGAUAAUCUAAGUCUGUUAAUAGCCUGAACAUUUCUUGUAAAUACCCACCAGUAAAGGAGCAUGACCAUGCAUACAUAUACGUAGAGAUAUGCGAGCUGCAGUUUAUAGCAGUGUCGAUGUGACCCGUUAUUUCAGAGUCCUCUAGAGCGGAGUAAAUGAAACCAUCUGUCAAGAAGGAACGCACAGUUAGGAGAGCUGGAUAGUGAAACAAAAAACUUGUGUUGCUAAAUACAAUAACCAAACGAGGCCAGGGCAUUGAGAUGAUGCAAAAUCAACUGGCCCGCCAUUUUGGACAUAGGAGAGAGUGGGACUGGACCGAGGUCACGUUCUUCUUCCGUUUCGCGGGUAUGUUUUAUCCGGUGUAAGAAAUUCAAGGGUAAUUUCGCGAUGGCACUUUGUUCCUUUGGAGGGGUAAGUGAUCAGUGCGGUGCCACCGCAUGGGCUCCGCACGAAACAGGAAUGGUUCCUUUAUUAUCCUGCGAGAAUGAUAUGACUGAAUGGUUGAAGCAAAAGUACAAGGGGUCAGGUGCGUCCGGGACAAGAGGAAGACCUGGUCAUACCAAACGUACAGGUGAUUCAAAAUAUCUGUUUGGGAUCAUACACGCGCACAAAUGGCUUUUAUCGCGAUCCAGUGGACUCUUUUCUAUUGAAGAGAGACCACGAUAUUUUACGAUAUUGUCGUCUCAAAUUGUUUUCUUAUGACUGAUUGAAGAUUUCACGAGGUAAUUUACUUGAUUCUUGCGAAGAGAAACAAACAUUCAACAAAUUGUUCACAGGAAGGGCAAAGGGGUUGACUAAAAUUCUAACUUUGAAAGGUAAGAGCGCAGUUAUUUUAUUGCAGCAAUCUCUAUAACCAAAAACAACGAUAAGAAUAACUUGAAGUUGAAGGCUGUUUUUCGUCUGCUCGCUCUGUUUGUUUACAUUCAGCUUUACCUGUGCAGACGCUUAUCACGCAAUCACAAUUCGAGCGUGAAACUCUACCAGUUUCCUAUAUUUGCCAGUUUCGUCUAAGAUAAGUGAACUUGAAAAAUCUUUGCAAACAUGCUGCAUCGAAGCUUUUCGAUGAAAUUGACAUUUUGAGCGAGAAAAUGUCUUGUUUCACGGAUAACUUUCUUGGUAACAAAAAUUAUUCGGAUACAUUUUUUAAUUACUUAUAAUUAGUUAUUUUAGUAUGUAAAUAGAGGCGGUAUAAUUUUAGAUUCUUCGACUUAAAACCCGCCUUACUUAAAAAUCAAUGAGUCAGUUAAGGUUGCGCGACUCGUCGACUUGGUCCAUUCAUCGCACUCUCACGUCCAAGAUGAUACAAUAACAAUCACAUCGCGAGGCGUUUCAUGACUUUGUAUGGGGGUGCUUCAUAUCAACAUCAACACGAAAAAAGUUUAUCAUCCCGCUCUCCUAACUGUGGAUCCCUUCUGUGGUUUCACUUACUGAGCGCUAAAGUAUUUGGGAAAUCUGAUAGAUCGUGGGUCACCUAGAUGCUGAUCAUUGUGGCUCGUAUAUAUGUACACUGUAUCUACGUUUGGUCACGAUUCAUUACUGUUGCAAGAGCUAUUUAGGCUAUAAAAAACGUCAGACAAAGAUUAUCGGUUAACGAUCGUUUUGUAAGCUUACUUUAUCUUUUAAAAUAUGGCUUGGAAAAUUAUGGGGACUUUCCAUGCUUGCGGCAAUACAUGGAAAUAUGACCUGAAAAAUAUAAGUAAGAGAAAAACUCAAGUAUUUUUAUAUGAAGGUAAGAACAUUGUCAUUUGUGCCCUAUGACUGGUACAGUCAACACUCUCGUAAGCGACCACCCUUGAUGCAGGACAAAGUGGUCGCUUAUGCUGAAAGGUGGUCAUCUACGGGAAAAAAAUAAGAAAUUAAGCUCAAACCGAAGUGAUUUGAACGUGAUUACAUAAAAUUAUUACCUAACAAGCAAAAACUCAGGCAAACAGACAACUGCCAACAAUGUCUCAAACCGAAUGGCGCUUAGAACUGUUGAAAAUUUGUACAUAACAUCUUUCAUCAAUGAUUCAAUCCAAUUUUACCUAUGGAUCGUAUUACAGCCUUUUUUGCUAGUCAACUGUUAUAAUCUGCGAGCACACUUGGUCAGCGCUUUUUGAAACUGAACUUUUGUGAUAUUUGAGCAAUGGUUUUCUUACAGUCGUACGUGAUCAUGCCGGGUGAUCGCUUACGAAAAGCCAGUUCGCUGUGACAAAGUUGGCUGUACUAGGUUUUCAAAGAAAAAAGUCACCCUUUUUUUGCCCAAUGAAAGGCCUUUUAAGAGCAAUUGUACGGUAAGAGUCGGGGUAAUUCUGAACAAUCAAACUGGUUUGGCUUUAACAAUUCAUUUUCGCUUACCAAAUACAGAAUCAGGGCUUCAUGUCAACAGUUUGGUUUAUUUAUGGCAUUAACUAUGCUCAAAGUUCCAUUUUGCAGGGCCUUAGAGGGGCAUGGAGUGUUUGUGGCAAAAAUUCAACAAACCGUGAUAAGCCAAAUUUUUCUCAAGUGAUUUUGAUAAUUGGGUCAAUAAAGUAAAUAAUGGUAUAGGUACGGAUGUUAUGCAAGAAGGCAGGUAGAUACACUGAUUUUUUGAAAAAUGGCAAUUUUGGGUUGUAAUUUUGACAUUAAUUUUGGCCAAACUCUAGCCCCAGGCUCCUCUCUGUCCAAUACCUUGAGGGCAAAGUUACAUGCAUGAAAUAAAAGCUCUAUUAUAGAAAUAUUCAUAGUCAAAUUCAUUUGGCAGCACAAUUUACCAGUUGGGUUUUAUGGCACUUUCAAAAUGACUCCUGAAAGGCUGGAUUUUUUGUACUCAAGGGGCAAAAAAUGAGACCCCCCCUGAAACUCUAGAACUUAAAGUCAGAGAAGUGAGCCAGAUUGGCUUUUGAAAUAUCUCAUGGCAACCAACUUCUGUGCCAAGUUUCAGCCAAAUCGGUUGACCACAAGUUUUGGCCCCUGGAACACUUUCUCAGACAAUGACACUUAAAGGAAAAUCUCCAUUGAUCCAAGAAGCAAUUCUUAAUGUUAGAAACUUCUUGAUCAUAACCAACUGCUUGUUAAAUCCUGAUGAUGACAACGUGGGAAUUGCUGUGCCAGCUGUUGUCCAAAUAUUGCGCCUCAUCCUCCAGAAUCCUGACGCAACCGAUCAGUUUAUAAAUCACCUCCUCUACAUGCUCCGCGAGGUCAUAGGGAUAGUUCUUUUCUCUUUUGGUGUGAUAUAUCCUUGGGUGUACCUUGCCCUUAGCAAUCCUGGCGCUCAGAUUGGGUUUGGAGUUGGUGCGAUUUUGGGGGCAGGUGCCUUCUUCCUGGGACCUUGGGGUGGAGUCAUUGGUGUGGCCAUAGGAGGGACUACUGGAGGUUUCAUUGGCAAUGGUAUUCUCAGCUUGAUUACUGGGGGACAGCGAAACCAAGAGCUACAAUGA